Trichobilharzia szidati is the source of this 588-nucleotide messenger RNA. NCBI's taxonomy places the organism in Eukaryota, Metazoa, Platyhelminthes, Trematoda, Strigeidida, Schistosomatidae. The record is from the annotation of a GenBank genome assembly.
AUGUCACUGCCUCCAUCUUUGAAAUCUUGGCUUAUCGAUGACUGGGAUUUGAUUACUCGUCAAGCUCGGCUUUAUGAACUGCCUGCCUCUCAGCCAAUAUGUAAUGUUUUAUCAGACUUCUUAGAAGCUUGUGAGGCUGAAAUUAGUCAGAAGUCAGAAUCAACUGGUGAAACAAAAGAAGAGUGUACUUCUUCUGAAUCGCAGAACUCUCAGCUAACUACUACUACUAAGUUGCCAAUAAACGCGGGAGUACGGCGUGAAUUUGUUGCGGGAAUUCAGCAUUUUUUCAAUCUUACUAUUGGUUCUCAUCUUUUAUACAAAUUUGAACGAUUACAAUAUGCUGAGCUAUUGAAGCAUCAUACAGAUAAGAAAAUGUCAGAUAUUUAUGGUUCAAUUCAUUUGUUGAGGUUGUUUGUUAAGCUCCGAGAUAUGGUGUCAUGCGUCCGAGUCGAUGAGCAUAGUCUCCCUAUGCUAGAAGCUUCAGUUGCUGAGUUUUUGCAGUUUCUGCAACAAAAUGAAAGCCGUUACUUCCGAAUUGAGGAUUACAGUGUGGCGACGGCAGAAUAUCAACGAAGAGCGAUGUGUUGA